Messenger RNA from Gregarina niphandrodes, 2364 nucleotides. RefSeq lists its product as hypothetical. NCBI's taxonomy places the organism in Eukaryota, Apicomplexa, Conoidasida, Eugregarinorida, Gregarinidae. Bases 1 to 2364 code for a protein of 787 amino acids. The record is from RefSeq and is a predicted model, not a curated record. The transcript has 4 exons.
AUGUAUUAUAGUAUAGAAGAUUUUACUGUAGCGAACACCUUUGAAAAUCUAGUGGAUCUCGUAAAGAAAAGUUUGGAUAAUGAUGACACGGAGUUUUUGUUUCAUGGGCUACCAGUUGAUCCUCUGAAGACACUCGGGUUUGAUCGAGGAUGGUUGGAACUAAAAAUACUGGAUAAUUCUGUUAAGAUGCACACUGCUAAUACUAUGCUUAUAGCCACGAAGAAUCGUCUUGACAUACCGCUUGUGGUAUAUUGUAAAUCACAAGCUUGGGAGCAAUGGCUGGCCCUUGAAUAUAGAGAUGGUCGAUGGUAUAAUUAUUUGAUUGUGUGUGAUGACAUGGGACUAGAGUUUUUAGUGAAGCUAAAUCAUCUUGGUGAUCGUCGGGAAGUUGAUGGUAGCGAAGGAGACCAUCAUGAAGGGGUACGGUGGUCUGGUUUUGGUAUUACUUUGAACGAGCAAUUUAGAUUGUGGUUAUCUGGUAUCAAGAAUGAGAGAAUCCGUUCUUGCUUAGAUCCUCAUAGAAGUCCGUAUGUGUACCAUAGUAUAUUGCACUACUGUGUUCGUCAUGGUGUAAUUCCACAUGGAUGUGAAAUCUUUGAAGGAUAUGAUGUUGUGGAUGAGUUUGAAAUUUAUGAAAGAUAUAACAUCGAUCGAACCAUGGCGGAUUUAUUCGAAUUUCGUUUUAAACCUUUCGAGCGAAUUUAUGUGAUCAAACAUAAAUCUAUUAAAUUAUUACCUGUGAAUGAAAGCAUGUAUGAAAGCAUGAAUGAAAGCAUGGUAGAAUAUACAUGGUUACGUACCGUUAAAAUGAAAAGGUUUCUAUUGCCUGAUUUUAGUCGUAUUCUUAGACAACUAAAAGAAUACGCAACGCUUCCUACGGAACCUGCAACGCUUCCUACGGAGCCUGUAUCCAAUAUCAAGAAACAUAUAUACCCUAGUAGGGAGUUGCUGGGACUUCUAUUCAUCAAUGAUGACGCGUCAAAUGAGAUUUCUCUAGGUUUAGCAUUACUUCUUGAUUGGUCAUUAUCUAAAAGGUUUCAAUAUUCCUAUUCCUCGUACAUACAGAAGCUGAGAGGUAGUAUUUCAAUUUACCACUCUUCAUUAGACUGGUUGGAAGCUCUGACGAUGAAGAAUACAAGGUGCACACUCGAGCAAACGUAUUUGAAAAAAAAUAUAAAUUCAACCACCGACGACCCCGUUUUGCUCCUCGACAGAAUUUUAUUGUCUUACAUCAAGCUGUCCUUAUUCACUACAUUGUCUGCUAAUCGUAUUCAAGACCUCAUUAAAUUUAGAUAUGUUAUUGUCAAGCUACUGCUACUAGUGCCAACAUUCUCUACCAAAAAUUUCCUGCUCUUCUUGUCCAAAAUCAACAACAGUCGACCCUCCAGCUUACAGGCAGUAGCCACAGAAAGUACUUACGGCAAUGACACUGGCAAUACAAACGGCCACACUCAUAGGGAGGACUUGUCUAUCCCUUUUUUGUAUCGCACCGUAAUUACUGCUAUCCGGGUGACUACUUAUCUAGGAGGAGAUGCCAGAGAAGUUUGGCGAGAGCUUAUGAACAUCUAUCCUGACAUACAAUUAAAUGUUGCUCAUGAUCUAUAUUUAAGAAGUCGAUAUGAUCAACCAACGUUCCCUAAGUUGGAUUUCAAUACACUAUGCAAUGAUUGGUGUGAUAUAACUCAACCAGUCAGACCAUACCUACCAAUCAAUUUCCAAGAUCUAAUUCAUGACUAUGAGUUCGAACUAGAAGAUUCUUAUAAUGAUCUACUCACUUCAUCUCAAAAUCCCUGUCUCAGUGUCUAUUGUCAUUCUACAAAAGCAUUCGAAAGAAUUCUGUCUUGCACAAACCCCCAUCGCGAGGGUAGCACAUCCCAUGAACUGUCUUCCGAACUCUCGUCCAAUAAUAUUUCUAGUGAAGUGACUUCCCAUGAACUGUCUGAAACCAACGAUGCUGAUGAUGAUGAUGAUGCUGAAACCAAUAAUGAUGCUGAUUAUAGUAAGCUGGAUUCCGAUAUACUAGACAAGAUCCAAGCAUUGGAGCUGGAAGCCGUCACUGUGGACGCUUUGUGCAAGCAUUUUAACAUUAGAAAAACGGAGAGUAUCGCUGCAUCUCUGAACGGCAAAUUGUCCUCCGACUUCGCCGAUGAAGUAAUGUCAGAACCCAUUCCCAUAAAUUACCCCGGAAGGCCUCGAUCCUGCGAUCGAGAUAGAUUAGUCACCCUCCAUGGCAGCUUGUCUGUCCUCACUCCUCCAAGCUUUCUGCAUCUAAGUUUGUUGAACAACGAAGGCCCCGCUUGUUACUCAUGGCAUCACAAUAACCUUCUGACGGUUGCGGAAACAACACUAUGCUCUUUGUACUGA